AUGCCAUCCUCCCUGCACGACGCCUACAUGCAGGCCGCCAUGGCUGAGACGGCUCUCAGGACCGUGGCGAAUCCGCACGACCAGGCGCUCGCUGCCCUUGGCGUCCAUCCUGCCCUCCACCAGGCCUCCAGUGUCCCUCUACAGAGCGGGCUCGUCAACCCGCACGACUUUCCAUCGCGUUUCAAUAAUGGUUUUGUAAACACUGCGCUGCAGAGCGACUGCAACGGAGGGGGUCUCACGCCGGCGCAGCAGCAGUACCUGGAGGCUGAAGUGCUGUAUGAAGCGGCGCUUCACAACCUUCGCACCCACCAGGUCCAGGACGAUCGCCAGGCGCUUCUUGCCUCUCUGCCCCUGUGGAACGCCCCCUUGGGUCCACUGCAGGCAGAGGGCCAGGCAGCGCAACUUUAUCUGCCCCAGCAGUUGGCAGCGCUGAGGCCGCAGCCGCAGCAGCAGCCGCAGCAAAGAAGGAGAGGCCGCCGUGGAGGGGUCAGGCAGCACGCCUACAGGAACGGUCAAGCCUUCGCCAAUCGCCCCAAUGGGCCAAGGCCGCAGGGCCAACCUGCCCAGGCGCCAGGUCCCUCCCCGGCCCCUGAAACGGCGGCUGAGCAGCAGAUCGCAGCGGCCGCCAUCUCUGGAGGCACGGGCGUGUUUCUCCCCAACCGUCCGCAGCCACUGCUGCAGCCCACACGCAAGCCGGCCCCGGGUGCGCCCAUGUCAGCGCCGUUGCCCAUGUCCAGGGCGGCAGCCAUCAGCAAGGCCAGGAUCCAGGCGGCCGCCAAUGCAGCGGCGGGCAUGCCGGUGCCCUCGGCCGCCUACGUGCCCACGAGCGCUGACCUGGCGGCCAGCGUGCGCCUGGCAGCCAGCGGGCAGCUGGUGCACGGCGCCAGCAGCCUGCCCCACAGCGCCUUCUUCUUGCAGGACCCCUUCCUCAGCGGCAACAGCAGCCUUGCUAGCACCAUCUACACCCCCAACGGCACACAGGACAUGCAGGGCUUGAUCAGCCAGCUCAGCGGCGCGCUCAGCGGCGCGACGACGGGAUCGGGCCGCGCAUCGCCGCGGCUGACCCCGAUGACGACGCCGCGCGCAUCGGAGGGGACGGCGGCCGCCCUGCGCGAGCUUAUCUACUCCACCAGCGAGGACAGCAGCCACUCCAGCGCCAAUGACCUCCUCAUCUCCCACGACGCCGCCGCCCUGCUCCGCGCCGCCUCGGCCGGAGGGAGCCUGGGACCAUCGCAAAGCAUGCUCAACCUGUACAACAUGCGCACCAGCGCUGCCGACGCCCGACAGUGCCCGUCUGCCCCGGCUGGGCCGCCCUCGCGCACCGGCGGCGACGUCUUCGGCCACCUGUGGGACACCUGA
Coccomyxa subellipsoidea C-169 is the source of this 1359-nucleotide messenger RNA. RefSeq lists its product as hypothetical. The coding region runs from base 1 to 1359 and encodes 452 amino acids. NCBI's taxonomy places the organism in Eukaryota, Viridiplantae, Chlorophyta, Trebouxiophyceae, Coccomyxaceae. The transcript is spliced from 6 exons. The record is from RefSeq and is a predicted model, not a curated record.